GGCUUUACAACGUGCGGUGGUCCUCGGCACGAGGUCUCGCGUCGCGUCGUGCCGGCGCGCGCCGCUGAGCGUCCUGCAGGCUGUCUCCUGACAGCAAAAUCCGCUGUGGCCGCGAGAUCUCAAUCUGGCUUCAAGCGCCGCACGGCUGGAGUCGUUUAAGCCUCUUGCCGAUGCACGAGGUCGUCUAAUCGCGCUAAACUCGCAAAGCGUCGAGGCGAGCUAGCGUAACAACAACACUAGUUUUGGCCUGAAGCAUUUGCACAGCCGCCUAACACGCACAUUGCUGCCCAUCACGCCAUACGCAUUGACUAACGCCAUCGCUGUGACGUGUGCAAAUCGCGUCGCCAGCAAUUCGAGCACUCAGGACGUGUUGUGCCGCAUCACUGAACACACUGCAAUAUCGCCGUCGCCGCGUUUCGCGCAUUUGUGCCGGACUGCACUGUGCCGCUCACCGAACCACUGCAACAUCGCCGCGACGAAGUUGUGCCAGACCGCACGCAGCAACCAUGAGCGAGCAAGCCGAGAUCCAGCGCACGAUCGAGAAGGCGCUCGCGAAGCGCAACAAGGCUCGAUCGAAGAAGAUGUGGAGCGUGGCGGACGACAUCCGCAACAUGCUCAAGGAGAUGGGCGUGCUCAUUCAGGAUACGGGCCCCAACACCUCAGAGUGGCGCUGGGCGAAAGGCGCGCUCGAGGACUCCGAGGCGGAGGAGGACGGCAGCGACGACAGCGACAGCGCCGAGGCGCCGCCACCCGCCCCGGCGCCGAAGAAGAAGCGCGCGGCCUCGACGGACGACGAGGCGGCGCCGAAGAAGAAGCGGAAGACCUUCCCCGGAGGUCUCGUCGCGACGAUUCUACAACCGGGCAGCGGCAAGACGGCCCAGAACCGCAAGAAAAUCACGAUGAAGUACGUCGGAACGCUGGCGAAGAACGGUAGGGAGUUCGAUCGCGGUAAAAUAGCUUUCCGACUGGGCGCGGGAGAAGUCAUAAAAGGGUGGGACGUCGGCUGCGCGGGCAUGGCCGUCGGCGAGCGGCGGCAAUUAUUCAUCCCGGCGAAGCUCGGGUACGGCAAGCGCGGCGCACCGCCUGACAUACCGCCGAACGCGGACCUGAACUUUUCAGUAGAGUUGCUGAAGGCGUAGGUG
Molecule: messenger RNA, 1142 nt
Organism: Pelagomonas calceolata
Lineage: Eukaryota; Pelagophyceae; Pelagomonadales; Pelagomonadaceae
Source: the annotation of a GenBank genome assembly